Molecule: messenger RNA, 1591 nt
Organism: Paramacrobiotus metropolitanus
Lineage: Eukaryota; Metazoa; Tardigrada; Eutardigrada; Parachela; Macrobiotidae
Exons: 7
Coding region: 68-1591 (507 amino acids)
Cellular component (GO): nucleus
Source: RefSeq, a predicted model, not a curated record
UUAUAUCCCAAGUUAACGUGAUUUUCCGUUUGAUGAUAAAAUUACCUUGAGCGUCUUCUUUCCCGCAAUGGAGAUUCAAAAACCUGUGCCAAGCGCUGGCAGGCGAAGCUUUGCACCUGGCGACCUGAUUGUAGCUUGUGAUCCCUUGGUGUGGGCCCUGGAGCGGAGCGCCUAUAAAACGCGCUGUGCGUUUUGUUUGGAGGAGAGCUCGGAACUGCGAGCUUGUUCCGGAUGUCAACUGCACCGCUACUGUAAUUCCACCUGCCAGGCCGCUGACUGGAAAGUGGAGCAUAAACUGGAAUGCGCCAUGCUGAAGAAAAUUAGCAGCCAAUCGCACAAGGAGCUGACGGGGAUCUUGGCGCUUCUUCCUGAGGCAGGAUCGUGUCUCUUUCCCAUAAUCAUGGAUAUGAUCGCCAAGUUGGUUAAUAAAAUUAAGUUAAACACGACGACGGACGUUCCGGGACUGGGCCCGAAAUCAGCCAGCGAUCUUUUGCUCCUGCUGCCGGCAAAUCCCGCGCACGCGGCAGCCGAACGGAUAAUGUUACCAACAAUGUCCUUUAGUGGGGCCGAAAAUGCCACGGUACUCGACCUGCCGGUAAUGGACUUUCUGAAGUACUUCGGAAUCCUCCACUACAACUUUAUGCCGAUAUGUGAUGUGCUGGAUGACAGUGCCUGCAUCGGAUUGGCGGUGUAUCCGCAGGCAUCGCGGCGCCAGAUGACGCCGGUGUGCUUGGACAUCAAUGUGGCGCUGAACUGCCGCGGACGACAGCUGGUUGUACAUGCUGUGGAAAGCAUUCAGGAAUAUACCGGACUGCAUGAUCUGCGAUACACCGCCGUCCAGGAACCGUUCAACCUAACCAGAACGGAGCGUCGCGCUGAUUUUCAGAAGUAUCAUGGUUAUCCGUGUACAUGCCGCAAAUGCACGGAGGAAUAUGAUGCUGACAUUAAUCCACUGAAAUGUGUGACGAUGGGUUGCACGAACCGCAUUCCCAGCGACAGUCGGGCACGUGCUGCGUGUUCGGAAUGCGGCGCCCUCAACGGUGACCGGUUGGCGCAAUUUCGGCGCUUCAUGCAGCAGCUGGACACAAUUAUCCGCCACCCACGGGAGCAUAACCAGGCCAGGAUCACGGAACUGUGCGAGAAAAUGGAGGCUGCCGGUAUCCUGCAAUCGGGUGCGCAUAUCCGUUACGUGUAUGGAUGGAAAUUAUGGGAGAAAUACUUGGAGGAAGGGCGAUGUGAAGAGGGCUGUCGGCUGAUGGAUGAGCUGGUUGAGUGUAUGCGAAACGUUUAUCCGCAGUACGAAGUCAUUCGCGCUAUUCUCCUGAUAACUGCAGGAACGGCGGCCGUUUCCGCUCUGGAUAAACGAGUGCUGAAAGGGAUGCAACCGCUUUCGGAACCGGCGAAAAGCAAACUUGAAGCGUUAGCGGCAUACAUGGGCGGUCGGAUUCUUGGUUAUUGUAAGGAAGCCUAUGACAUCUUGCUUGUGCUGUUUGGUAAGCAGUCGAAGGAGGUUCGGACCAGCAUUACUGUACUGAAGGGAGUGUCUGCGCAGUUAUACCGUAUUGAACAGGCUUUUCACGGCCGCAAGUAA